This is a messenger RNA of Colias croceus (clouded yellow), 978 nucleotides long. RefSeq names its product translation initiation factor IF-3, mitochondrial-like. Gene Ontology annotation, cellular component: mitochondrion. Bases 113 to 763 code for a protein of 216 amino acids. Gene Ontology annotation, biological process: mitochondrial translational initiation; ribosome disassembly. The record is from RefSeq and is a predicted model, not a curated record. The transcript is spliced from 3 exons. Gene Ontology annotation, molecular function: translation initiation factor activity; ribosome binding. Lineage: Eukaryota; Metazoa; Arthropoda; Insecta; Lepidoptera; Pieridae.
CAAUUGUCAUUUUUUAUUUAAUAUAAUUCAAAAACAUCAGCACAAAUUGAAUUUGUAAAUACUUUUUCAAAGUGAAAUUAUAUAACCUUAUGUUAACUUUAAACGAAACAAAAUGAAUAAACUGUUUACAUUAAGCCGUUUUAAACAAAUCUUAGAAUGUCGUUCUAUCACCAUGAAAAUAUCAGCUGAUGGCAAGGACGUUCCUAAGAAGAAGUUUAUUGAGAGCCGAAUUACUUUAAUUGGCUCAGAUAAUUCUAUUUCAAUUACUGAUCUCAAAAGUGCUCAAAGUUUAUCAAUGAGACGAGACUUAAAAUUGGUAAAAAUUCAGGAUGAAGAUUCAAAAACACGACGACCGGUAUACAAACUAAUGACAAAUGCAGAAUAUCACCAAGAAGAACUUUCUAGAAGGAAAGAAAAACAGGAAAAAAGAGAAAACAAUUUUAUAAAAGGACAAAAGCUCUUGACACUUUCCGCACGGAUAGCUGAACAUGAUUUGAUGACUAGAGUUAAGAAAAUUGGCAAGUUACUUGAGAAACAGUAUGAAGUGAAAGUUGUAGUAUCUGGUGGUGAAAAAGAAGAUGAUGCUCAUUAUGAAAGGAUUUAUUCAAUUAUGGAGAAAAACCUGCAGUCCACCAGUAAGAUUGUUCAAAAGAGAAUUAAAGGGAACACCUUAAGGUUCCAGUUUCUGCCAUUACGGCAAAGUUCUGAUGACGGAAAUGACUCACAAUCCAGUCAAAAGAAUGAAAAAGAUGGCCCCCUAUGACUAGCCGUUAUAUUAGCAUCUGUAUUAUUGACAAAGUAUGUGAUUCUAAGUAAAUAUAUUUUUAAGUCAAAACAUACAGAAAAUAAUACUGAAAAAAUCAGUAAUUCUAAUGACUAUGUUAUAGAGAAAUCAGAAUUUGAUAGUGAAUAAUUAGUUUAAGUGCUUUAUUAUUUACGAAUGUAGUGUUGUUUAUAAUUAUUAAAUUAUUAUAAUUU